Messenger RNA from Doryrhamphus excisus (bluestripe pipefish), 8781 nucleotides. It is a transcript of the gene xkr6b, whose product is annotated as XK, Kell blood group complex subunit-related family, member 6b. Gene Ontology annotation, cellular component: plasma membrane. The record is from RefSeq and is a predicted model, not a curated record. Lineage: Eukaryota; Metazoa; Chordata; Actinopteri; Syngnathiformes; Syngnathidae. Gene Ontology annotation, biological process: phosphatidylserine exposure on apoptotic cell surface; apoptotic process involved in development; engulfment of apoptotic cell.
GACCACCCCGUCCACCCUGGGCGUCUUAAUCAGCUCUGCAAACUCCAUGACGACACCUGACAAGAUUAGAUGACCGAAGGACCGAGGGACGCCUGGAAGAUGCGCUGCGUCCGCGGGGCUUGCGGCUGCUUCUGCGGCGGCGGCGCGCCAUCCGAGCCCGGGGUGAGCAGCGGCGAGGCGCAGGCACAGCGCUCGUAGAUGGCUGCGGGGUCCGGGGUCCAAUACAGGUGUCCGGGAAGUGUCGUCACGAGUGGUCGCCGGGGGAGGGGGCAACGUCCGAGGGGAAGAUGGCAGCGAAGUCCGACGGCCGAGGGGUCGUCACCGGCUUCGCCCAGCUGCGCAACCUGGACGAGGUGGUGGGCACCGGGGAGGAGGGCCCCGAUAACGGCAGCUCCUUCCACAUCUGCCACUGCUGCAACACCUCGUCGUGCUACUGGGGCUGCCGGAGCGCCUGCCUGCACUACCUCCGGUCCAGGCGGAGGGAGGCGGCGCGGCCACCGAAGGAGGAGCAGCGCCUCUGGCUGGACUGCCUGUGGAUCGUCCUGGCCCUGCUGGUCUUUUUCUGGGACGUGGGGAGCGACGUGUGGCUCGCCGCGCACUACUACCGCAGCCAGGACUUCCUGUGGUCGGGCAUGACCCUCUUCUUUGUGUUGGUGCCCUCGGUCCUGGUGCAGAUCCUCAGCUUCAGGUGGUUCGUGCAGGAUUACACGGAGGGCGGACUGGGCUCCGUCCAGGGGUUGAGUAGUCGCAGAGCCGCGGCCAGUCUGCACAGGGACCGCUGCUGUCGCCUCUCGGUGUGGGUCUGGCAGAGCCUGCUGCAUGUCUUUCAGAUGGGACAGGUGUGGAGGUACAUCCGCACCAUGUACCUGGGCAUCCAAAGCCACCGGCAGAAGGAGAACCAGCGGCGCUUUUACUGGGCCAUGAUGUACGAGUACGCCGACGUCAACAUGCUGCGGCUGCUGGAGACCUUCCUGGAGAGCGCUCCUCAGCUGGUGCUGCAGCUCUGCAUCAUGAUCCAGAGCAACCAGGUCGAGUGGCUGCAGUGUUCUUCUGCCAUGUCCUCCCUCCUGUCCCUGUCCUGGGUGCUAGCGUCCUACCACAAGCUCCUGCGCGACUCCCGCGACGACAAGAAGAGCAUGAGCUACCGAGGCGCUCUGGUGCAUCUCUUCUGGCGUCUCUUCACCAUCUCCUCCCGGGUGCUCUCCUUCGCCCUGUUUGCCUCCGUUUUCCACAUCUACUUUGGCAUUUUCGUGGUGCUCCACUGGUGCGCCAUGGCUUUCUGGGUCAUCCAUGGCGGCACCGACUUCUGCAUGUCCAAGUGGGAGGAGGUGCUUUUCAACAUGGUGGUGGGCGUGGUGUACGUCUUCUGCUGGUUCAACGUGCGCGAGGGGCGGACGCGCUACCGCAUGGUGACGUACUACACCGUGGUGCUGUUAGAGAACGCCCUCCUCAGCUCGCUGUGGUAUGCGUACCGCGACCCGGCCACCACUGACGCCUAUGCCUCUUAUGCCCUCUGUGGCGUCUUCCUGUGCUUUGCCUCGGGUGUGGCCUGCAUGGUCCUCUACUACGGGGUCCUACACCCUAUGGGCCCCCGCCUGAGGGUCUUGGCCAGCUCCUGUUGCGCAGAACUGCUUUGGGGUCUCCCGUUACCCCCCGAGGCCGAGCCCAUGGCCCCCACGCCCGGCCCGCGGGGCUCCCAGGCCACCCCGACGCGGGGUCUGGCGGGGGAGCACGCGGAGCCCGACGAAACCGCCACAGACACCUGCCUUCCUGUUUUUCAGGUGAGGUCCACAGAGCCCAUGGAUGCAUCCGGCAGGCCCAUCCAACCUGAAGGCCCCCUCAUUAAGAUAGACAUGCCCAGAAAGCGCUACCCGGCCUGGGACGCGCACUUUGUGGAUCGACGCCUGCGCAGGACCAUCAACGUGCUGCAGUACGUCAGCCCCAACGCCGUGGGCAUCAGGUACAGGGACGGCCCGCUUCUCUAUGAACUCCUGCAGUACGAAUCGUCGUUCUGAAGGCUUCCUCGGCUCUCUUACGGUCCAAACACACAUUCAUCAUUUAUUUUUGGAGAAAAAAAAACACGCAAAGAGGAAAAUAUGAUGAACCCAUAUAUAAAGCAUUGGAGGAGGGCUGCGUGUGUAGAUAACAUGAAUGUUUCAUUAUGAAAUGCAUUAUUCUGUAUUGUGAAUACCUGUGAAGGACAUACUAUAUGUCCCAAUGGCACCUAAAGGGAAUGUUGGAGGAGAGUCUCAGAAGGAUGCAGCCCCCCCCCCUCCUCCCCACCCACACACCCUAAACUUUUACUGCCAUUUUUAAUGUAAAUAAUGUAUGAUUUACCGAGCCCCUUAAGGCCACAAUUUCUACCAGGAUAUUACAAAUGGAGAGGAAGAUUUCCCUCCUGUGAGCUCUCCUGGCUGUUCUAUUUUGGUUGCAAAAUCCUAAAUCGUAAUCACAUCAUGUAUGGUGAGAGAGCGAGAAAAGAAGCACACUGACCUUCAAUCAGUUCCGCCCAAUCGUUUAAACAGGAUUUUAGUGCACACUGCCCUCUAGUGGAGGCAUGGGGUUACGGCAUCCUUUACCCGAAAAUGACCCUAAUAACACAAUGAAAGGAGGGUGGAAUGUAAUAGAAAGAGCACAAAAUCCUUUCAAUUGGAGGGUAGGGUACGGUGGCCGACAGGGGAAAAACGCCAAACACGGAAAUGAUCCAAAAAGACACAAAUACCGCAAAUUAAAAAUGCACAAAUGCCAAAACCGGAUGCCGGCUUGUGUAGCUCUGUGAGUACCUCGGUGGGUCACACUCCUUGACACCUUCAAAGAAAACUGCACUUUUUUCAUCCACAAUCCUUACGUGAGACAUGGACACUCUUCUCUUUUUUAUGCAUUCUAAAGAUAAAAAGAGGCAGCUAAUUGGUCAUUUUGAGCAUUAGCAGAACAUUGAUUUCACAUAGCAACACCUAGCAUUAACUUUUUCAAACUCAAAAACAAGAUAUUCGCUAGCCGGCUAGUCUCUGCUAAGUGUGGUGUGGAGAGGUGUCACUACGCUAGUAACGUAAUUCUUGGGCAUAAUAAUGCUAAUACCAACAAUAAUAAUAACAAUGUUGCUGUAGUGUGGUUAAUAUACAGCUCACAUUAUGAAAAUGGAACCUUGUUGGCGCAAUUUGGAUGUUUUUUCAGAAGGCUUUAUCGGCCGGUGCGUCUCAUCACGUGCAUUCUUUGCUGACUUGUUUUAGCUGUUUGUAUAUCUGUAGAAUACACGGAAAACAAAUAGACAUGUGUUCAUUGUCUCACAUAAGGAUUGUGGAUGAUGGGAAAAAUUCCCCAAAAGUGCAGUUUUCCUUUAAGAGUCAGUCAGAGCUUUUGGCUCGAUGGCUAGCGCUCUUCUGGAGACCCCGGGCAGAAAGCUUUAGGGAACAAAAUGGCCAUCGGUGGCGCCAGACACAAACGAUGCUAACAUUAGCUACAUAAAGCGGUUGCUAUUUAAAUUGAGGGACGUCAAUCCCGUCGGCCAUCAUAGUAAAAACAUUCCAAAGCCAUUUUUUCCGAACACCAAACAAAUCCUCCACCAUUCCCUUCUCAGCCCUAAAGAGUACUUGUGUUUUGAUAAGAACAAUGAAUUGCUUUCAGUAUUUAUUGUUAUUAUUAUAUUGCUAUUAUUAGGGUGUAAAAAAAGAAUACAACACAAUGAUUCUAUUAGUUACAUAGCAAUCUCCAAAAGGUAAGGGUGUCAUUAGGGUGCAACUCGUCAUUGAAUCCACUCCCGUCAAGUAAUAUACGAGCAGAAAUGUACCGAGGCAGUGGCCGCACGUGCCUGAUAACAUCGUACUGUAAAAAGGCAGAUGCCAUCGAAAAGUUUGGGCUAAAGGCGAGAGGGCUUUUUUUUUUUUUUGCCAGGGAUGGAAAAGAACACAAGGGCGAGACGGCGCUAAAGGGUUAGCUUGAUAAGUUGGUGCUAAUUGCUGUGGAUGGUACAUUAAGGCACCGAUGGACGCCAAGAUUCUUGCAGCCAAAGCUAACAGUUCAGUAGUGGUGUGUCGUUCAUGAACGAAUGGGCCAAAAGAAACCUAAAAUACCCGUCCAGUCUGUUGAGUUGGAAAUGCUUUUUUUGGCUGGAGAGUCGGUUCAUCGUUCCUUUUUGCAGAGCGGGACUAUCUGCGUAGACCAGGGUUCAAUUCCACCCUCGGGCAUCUCUGUGUGGAGUUUGCAUGUUCUCCCCGUGCAUGCGUGGGUUUUCUCCGGGUACUCCGGUUUCCUUCCACAUUCCAAAAACAUGCUAGGUUAAUUGGCCACUCCAAAUUGUCCAUAGGUGUGAAUGUGAGUGUGAAUGGUUGUUUGUCUAUAUGUGCCCUGUGAUUGGCUGGCGACCAGUCCAGGGUGUACCCCGCCUCUCGCCCAAAGACAGCUGGGAUAGGCUCCAGCACCCCCGCGACCCUCGUGAGGAAAAGCGGAAGAAAAUGAAUGAAUGAAUGAAUGAAUGACUAUCUGCGUGCUUGCCUGUCUUAUCCUAUCGUCGCGCCUCGCUCUGUGAGUGGGUGGGGUUAGCUGACUGAAAGACCGAGACCGGGAGAUUGACCGACGCUCGUUGGCCGUUCAUUCAUAACCGACAGUCGGCCAUGAAUUGAACUAGUUCUUUUGAGCCGUUCGUUCACGACCGACACACCACUAGGGGAGAUUGACCAAAAUUAACUAAAUGAACGGUUCAUUUUACUGAAUGAUCUGGUUCACUGAAAUGAACGGUUUUGCCCACUAUUACAGUCCAGCCUCAUUGGUAACCCGUGACUUGUUUUUGUGGGCCCGCCACAGAUAAAACAAAAGAAAUAAAGAUCAGAUUUAGGACAAGAGUGUUAUUUUCUCUACUCUCACUCUUACUCUCUCACCAUAGGAGCUAAAACUCUAUAGAAUCCGCCUUUAAACAUUACCCAGGUCAGCUUAGCAGGUGUGGAAAAUGUGUUUUUCUUUGUUUAUCUCAAGCUGUUGCGUCUCCUCUCACACAAAAAUCCAGACCUAGCAUAUUUUGACAUAGCGCAGAUUGGUUUUAGAGUGUUUUCUAAGCACAAGUUGUUGAUGAAAAGCAUGGAGAGUUACACCCCGGCGGAAUUAUCUCACCCAAAUAGAGCCCAUACCUUUUUCGGAAAUGGUUUCAUUCAUUACCUGGAGGAGUCUCUGUCUUUCCUCGCCGUUCUUGUGGCUCGUUCCACUCCAUCCCUGGUUGCUGCUCCACCCUCUCGCCGAUCUCCAAUUACUCCCCCCUGAAACACUUCCACAUUCUCUGGUUGGUUGAGGGCUGAGCCGGGCGGAGAUCCUGACAUGAGAACAUGCAAUGAGCUCCACUGAUGAAUGAUAAUUGAUGAGUCAGCGAUGGGUGGAUCACACAUUUGGCUUGUUCGCAGUGGGGUAGCACCUAGCAUCCUUUCAGGUGUAGUCGACGAAUGAACAGCCAUGUUAGGUAGUUAGUUGUUAGUCGGUGACUGCUUUCGUAGCGAAUACAGAGCAUUCAAGUAGAAAACAAUACAAAAGGGUUCCUCAGGAGCAACACACCAAGACCACUAAAUCAGCUGACUCAGGGGCGUCUCAAUGCAGUUCUCAUCCCCAGGAAUGUCACUCCUCAACAAAACCACAUCCUGGACAACACCUCAUCUGCUGGGACCCCUCGGUUAUUGGCUUCGUUUUGAGAAAUUAUUUUUAUUAUUUCAAAUUGGUGGCUGCCUGGCCUACGACUCUCCAGACAUGGACACAUGUACAAAUCAGGUGCAAUUUACACUGUGAUUCAUUUCUUGUUUUUCCCAGUGGGGCAUCAGAACCAAGAUUAUCUUGUCAAUAUUGAAUCUUGCGGUGCUUAAUGUUGUCAGUAUUGGAGAUUAGCAAGCGGUUAUGAUCUCAAAAACAAAUAUAUUUUACAUAUUUUUACAGUACAGCCUGGUAACAAGGGUUCUAGCAGUCAGAAACCAAUGACAUUUUGUUUUGUUUUUUUGUUUUCUUUAAAGAACAAAUUGAUUUCAAGAGCUAAGACUGCAAAUGGAAGCCUUUUCUAAUGCAUACAGAGUCGUUUUCAGACCAAUAACAACAUGUCCGUACGUCACAGCAAGACCGUGUGAACAUGAAGCGUGUGUUCUUCUCAGUACUUGUUGUGCCUUCUAACUUUUAGGGGUGCUUCAGUCCAGGCAGGCUUGGCAGCCGAACCUUGAGGCCAACAUCUUUACUUUAUGUGAGUUGUACUGUUUUUGCCAGACCACUAAACCUAGGUGUCGAUAUUGUUCCAAAACCGGAUGACGCCACACUCAAAAUUAGCUUAUUCGGUUUCGGGCAACAGCUUAACAUGUUCUCUGCUUAAAUUAAGGCUCGUUAUUUUACGUAUAUACAGUGGAAUCCCUAAGGUUUUCUCCGGGUACUCCGGUUUCCUCCCACAUUCCAAAAACAUGCUAGAUUAAUUGGCGACUCCAAAUUGUCCAUAGGUAUGAAUGUGAGUGUGAAUGGUUGUUUGUCUAUAUGUGCCCUGUGAUUGGCUGGCCACCAGUCCAGGGUGUACCCCGCCUCUCGGUCAAAGACAGCUGGGAUAGACUCCAGCACCCCUGCAACCCUUGUGAGGAUAAGUGGUAGAAAAUGAACAAAUUAAUGAAUAAUAUUAAUGGGGGGCUGCACAGUGUACGAGUGGUUAGCACGCAGGCAUCACAGUUAGGAGACCUGAGUUCAAUUCCACCCUCGGCCAUCUCUGUGUGGAGUUUGCAUGUUCUCCCCGUGCAUGCGUGGGUUUUCUCUGGGUACUCCGGUUUCCUCCCACAUUCCAAAAACAUGCUAUGUUAAUUGCCGAUUUCAAAUUGUCCAUAGGUAUGAAUGUGAGUGUGAAUGGUUGUUUGUCUAUAUGUGUCCUGUGAUUGGCUGGCCACCAGUGUACCCCGCCUCUUGUCCGAAGACAGCUGGGAUAGGCUCCAGCACCGGAGCGGUCUGAACCUCAUCGUAAUUGAUACAUAUACAGAAGACGAUGCCUUGAAGCUAUACGUACAGUAGGUCACUUCCUGAAUUAGUCUCGGCGCCACCCAUUGGUAACAGGAAAUGUAAUCCGCAUGCCCUCCCACUUCUUGUAGCUUUAGUGUUUGUUUUGAUUGUUCUUAGUUUCUGCUUCCUGACAAAACCCCGGACAGGCAUUGAACCCACGCCCUCCCCCAUGCAAGUGUGCACCAUCACACCACCAGGGAUGUUAUAUAUGUAGCCAUAUUGUACUGAGCAGCCAGGUAUGGUUUCGUCUGUAGUGGCGGAUGCUGGUAUUUUUGUGCGACUACCGCUCCAUCAUUCCAAACGCCGUGUUGGACUUUUGGGGUUCCACUGUGUAUUUAAAUCCUCCCCGUUUGCUUUCUAGAAAAGACGAAAAACAAGACACCAGCCAGCCACGAAUUCGCCGCUCGAUGAUUGUUUUGUAUUUUUUUGUGUCUAUCUAUGCCUUGACACGAAUGAUUUGUAGUGCCAAGAUUUGUUUUUGUGUGUGUGUGUCGUGUAAUAUUUGUCUGGAUUUUUGAAAUAAGCGGAAAAAAGGUAGGUUGAAAAAAUGUGCAGAAGUCCCAAGCAAUCUAACCCUUGAUUUCACUUUCAAACAUCCUCAUUUCCUGUUUCCCGACCCCCACCUCCCAUCAUUGUGAGGUGAUGAACGGUUCCUGCACGGCAACCCCUUCUGAUUUCUGCACUGAUGUGAAGCAGCAGGGCAUCCCAGAUUUCCACUAUGUCACCACUCUUUUGUUCCAGAAUAGAAUAAAAUAGUGCAUUCUCUUUUGUUUCUUAAUAACCUGGUGCUGAACGACCUCAUUCAGUGGUGCUAACACUGUGGAGUCCACUUUUCGGGCUUUCCAAAGAGCAUUAAAAAAAAACAAACAAACCUCCAGUGUCAACACAAUGCUCGAAAGCAAGCACCUCAAACCUACAGAAACCUACAGCAAAACUUCCCAAUGGUGCCAUUUAUUUUCAUUUACCACUCAAUGCACAAACAAGUACAGUACAGCUAUACAGUCUUCACGUUGUCUUCUUAUUUAUUCUCAGCAUACAGGUGCUUUUUCUUUCAUUUCUUAUCCGUUUGUUGUGUUUAUUCUGGGGAAAUGAAACGCUACAUCAUUUUUGGCCCGGAAGCACAAACUACAGAAAGAAAUUGACUUAAAAAAAAAGCAAACAAAAAAACAAUAUAUAAUCUAGAACGUGAUUGCUGUGUUGUAAAGUCAUCUAUAUGUCCUGUGUGUAUCUAUUUUUUUAUUUAUUAUUGUACAAUUGGCUGUAAGAUUUUAUUGGAACAUGGAUUUAAUAUUGCAGUGACUAUGGGUGUCACAUGAAUUGCUGCUAAUUUCAAAAUUACGAUUAAAAGAAGUGUUGCUUUGUUGAUAUUCACUCAAUUUCUAGAUUGUGUUAGCUUGUGGGUGUAUAUUUAAAUAAUCCCUCCCUGGGCUAUAUAUGAUUUCUAUCAAUGGAGUAUUGCAACAAUUGGCAGUGUGUGAAUUUCCUACUACAGAGGAUCAUUGUGAUGGUGAAAUAUAAAAUGUAAGUACAAUUUUCAUGGAAUGGAAUUCCCUUUCUUUAAAAAAAAAAAACAAAACAAGCAAGCUGAUGUCCAGUAUUGUACCUUUGCCCUGUUUUAGGGAACAAUAUGAAUAUUAUUAUAAAUAACAUAUGGUGCUAAAGUUCUUUUUGUAUGUUUUGGUUUUUAGAUGAAAUGAGAACUAUUAUGCUGAAAAUAUAAUGUUAAGCCUUACUGUAGAUUCAUAUAUGAGACUGUUCAUCCCAGAAGAGAAAAAUAAAUAUAGUAUUUGA